AUGACGGCUCCAAUGUCAGCUGCGGCUGCCGCCCGAGUUGACUGGCGUGCCAUUGCAAUCUGCCUGUUCAUCACCAUUGCAGCCUUUCAAUUUGGCUUCGACUCAUCCUAUUACUCUGGUAUACUGGUGAUGGAGCCCUUCAUCAAAGCCUAUGGACAUUAUGACAGUGCAACCGGCGGCUAUGUCCUUAGCUCUAGCAUUCAGUCCCUCACCACCAGUAUCAUCAAUGUCGGUGAGCUCGUCGGAGCCGUAUCCUCAUACCUUGUCGAUGACAGAAUCGGUCGCCGAGGGGGCUUGUUUGUUUCAAGCACAUUUGUUGUCUUGGGGGUGAUCUUUCAGGUCUCCGCCGAUAAACUUGCUCUGUUAAUUGUUGGGCGGCUACUCCUAGGGUAUGCCGUGGGUCUGAUUUCGUGCUUGGUUCCGCUAUAUGUCGCCGACUGUGCCCCGGCCCGGUUCCGUGGGGCUCUGGUUUCUCUCUACCAAUUCGAUGUUGGUCUUGGACUGCUACUGGGUGUCAUCGUGGACAAUGCGACCAAGAAUCGGAACGACAGCGGCGCUUAUCGGAUCCCCAUGGCGGUUCAGCUGGUCUUCCCAGUUAUUUUGGUCCCGGGGCUUAUCUUGUUUGCCCCUGAAUCACCUCGCUGGCUCUUGAAGAAGGGGAAGACGGAGCAAGCCCGUGCAGCUCUCCGUCGCUUGCACGGCAAUCGACCCGACGUGAUCGAGAGCGAAGUUUUGUACAUAUCCGGGACACUCGAAGAAGAACGUCGCGCUGAAGGCUCGUGGAGGGAGCUACUACACUGGCAUCAGGAUGGUCGCAAAGCAUACUUGGGUAUGGCACUACAAGCAUGGCAACAAGCCUCUGGAAUCAAUUUCAUCACCAGCUACGGAAUCGUUUUCUUCUCGGCUAUCGGGAUGACCAAUUCAUUCCUGAUCCAGAUGGGCUUGUAUCUGGUCCCCAUGCCCGCGGUAUGGCUGAACCAGUACUGCGUCGAGCGCUUUGGCCGUCGCCCUAUGCUUCUUCUUUCGUGCGUCCUUGUUGCCAUCGUGCUUCUGAUUGUCGGCGGGGCCGGAACAGCAUCCCAUAAAACUAUGACUCUCGAUCGAUUGAUUGUCGCCAUGGUAUACAUUUACAUGAUCGUGUAUAAUCUUUCCCUGGGCCCCGCCGUUUGGGUCGUUACCUCGGAGAUUGCUGCCGGACCGAACCGCAGCAAGUUGAUGGCUACGUCGACGGGAGUCAAUUGGUUUUGCAGCUGGAUGGUGACUUUUACCUUCCCAUAUCUCUUCGACAGCGAUGCUGCCAAUUUGAGCGCCCGAGUCGGCUUCAUCUACGGUAGCCUGAUGGUCGCAGCAACGGCUUGGAUAUUUUUUCUGCUUCCGGAGACGGCCGGACGCACGUUGGAAGAGAUACAAAUCCUCUUCAAGAAUGGUGUCUCCGCCCGCAGCUUCAAAUCUUAUGACAUCCCCGGAGCGCCAGGUGACUUUGUCCUCGAGGAGAAAAAGGAGGCUCAUGCGACUGAGGUGGAGGAGGUAUAG
Molecule: messenger RNA, 1533 nt
Organism: Aspergillus costaricaensis CBS 115574
Lineage: Eukaryota; Fungi; Ascomycota; Eurotiomycetes; Eurotiales; Aspergillaceae
Product: sugar porter family MFS transporter
Exons: 5
Coding region: 1-1533 (510 amino acids)
Biological process (GO): transmembrane transport; carbohydrate transport
Cellular component (GO): membrane
Molecular function (GO): carbohydrate:proton symporter activity
Source: RefSeq, a predicted model, not a curated record